This is a messenger RNA of Alternaria arbusti, 558 nucleotides long. RefSeq lists its product as uncharacterized. The record is from RefSeq and is a predicted model, not a curated record. The transcript has 2 exons. Lineage: Eukaryota; Fungi; Ascomycota; Dothideomycetes; Pleosporales; Pleosporaceae. The coding region runs from base 1 to 558 and encodes 185 amino acids.
AUGGACUGCCAAAAACAAACCGGCAGCGCCUUCUACCUGAGCCUCAACAUCGAACUCUACAACAUCCAAAUCCUGUCUCCUACGAAGCCUUUGUUUCUCCGUCGAAAGAUCAAGCCAGGCCUGGUCGACCGCUAUGCCGAGUGUCCGCAAUGCCACGUUCAGCUUUGGGCUAGCAAUCACCUCGGUGAUGCGGUCGCGGAACUGAGAACCUCGUGGCCCAAGAGCAGUCUCAAGAGGUUGGAUGCUUGCUUGAAGCGAGCGGAGGAAGUUAAGAAGAGGAGGGCUGCUGCGAUGAAGGAGGGUGCCCAUGGCGCGAGUGGAGAUGAGGAGCACACAGAGGUAGCUGUAGCGGUGGAGGGAAGUGGAGAGGGUGACAAGACGCCUACCGCGGGUGAUGUUGGGGGCGACGAUGAUGAUGAGGUUGACGAGCAGAGGUUCAGAGAUACUGAGAAGGCGUUGCUGGAGCGGUUGGAGCGGUUGAGUCUCAAGCUGCAGAAUGAGGAAGACACGAAGAAGAUCGUGGAGACGUGUCUUGGGGACUCGAAGAAGACCUCAUAA